Molecule: messenger RNA, 1765 nt
Organism: Leopardus geoffroyi (Geoffroy's cat)
Lineage: Eukaryota; Metazoa; Chordata; Mammalia; Carnivora; Felidae
Gene: TM6SF1
Product: transmembrane 6 superfamily member 1
Exons: 10
Coding region: 108-1208 (366 amino acids)
Cellular component (GO): lysosomal membrane
Source: RefSeq, a predicted model, not a curated record
GGCGCGGGACGCCCCGAAGGGCACGGACUGGGGGCGCGGGCGCUGCCGGAAGCUGGGGCGGGGCGCCGCGCGGGAUGCGCUGAAGGGCGAGCGGCGCGGCGGCGGCGAUGAGUGCCUCUGCGGCCACCGGGGUCUUCGUGCUGUCCCUCUCGGCCAUCCCGGUCACCUACGUCUUCAACCACCUGGCGGCCCAGCACGAUUCCUGGACAAUCGUAGGGGUUGCUGCCCUCAUCCUGCUCCUGGUAGCCCUGCUGGCUCGUGUCCUCGUCAAAAGAAAACCACCCCGGGACCCGCUGUUCUAUGUGUAUGCAGUGUUCGGAUUUACCAGUGUGGUGAACCUCAUCAUAGCACUGGAACAGGACGGAAUCAUUGACGGGUUUGUGACACACUACUUGAGAGAGGGUGAACCGUAUCUGAACACGGCGUACGGGCACAUGAUCUGCUACUGGGAUGGCUCUGCUCAUUAUCUGAUGUAUCUGGUGAUGGUGGCAGCCAUAGCAUGGGAGGAAAGCUAUAGAACCAUUGGCCUCUACUGGGUUGGAUCUAUUAUCAUGAGCAUUGUUGUUUUUGUGCCAGGAAACAUUGUGGGGAAGUAUGGAACACGCAUUUGCCCUGCUUUCUUCUUAAGCAUACCAUACACUUGUCUUCCUGUCUGGGCUGGUUUCAGAAUCUAUAAUCAGCCGUCAGAAAAUUAUAAUUAUCCCUCAAAGGUCGUUCAAGAAGUGCAAGCAAAGGACCUGCUGAGAAGACCGUUUGAUUUAACGCUGGUCGUGUGUCUCCUCCUGGCAACUGGAUUCUGUCUGUUUAGAGGCUUGAUUGCUUUGGAUUGCCCGGCUGAGCUCUGCCGAUUUUAUACACAAUUUCAAGAGCCCUAUCUAAAGGAUCCUGCUGCUUAUCCUAAAAUCCAGAUGCUGGCAUACCUGUUCUAUUCUGUCCCUUACUUUGUGAUUGCGCUUUACGGCUUAGUGGUUCCUGGAUGCUCCUGGAUGCCUGACGUGACACUGAUACAUGCUGGAGGUCUAGCCCAGGUCCUACAAGCAGCUCAAACUAAAGAAAAGGCUACAAAGAGGAGAGGCACACUGAAGUUCAGAGAGCAAGAGACCAGGCCUGAUACCCCAUGUCUGGAAGAGAUCUGCGGGCCUCCUUCACUCACAUGUGGCAUGUGGCAGCAGCCUGGGGGUCACCCCACAGUUCAGUCUCUGAACUGAACGAACCAUGUGUCAGAGCAGACACUGUGUACUGGGGAAAGAUGAACUUUGAGUCUAGAACUCGUAAAGUCCUGCUUCUGAUUUUAAACUGUGCCAUCGAAGGCAUCAUUUCCUCUCCUGGGGCCUUGACUUUCACAUCUGUAAAAUGGGAUGGUUGCACUUGGUGACCUCUAGGUCUCCUUCAAUCUUGAAAUCCCAUGGCUUGUCUAAAACUGAACUAAUUUCCCUUGAAUCUAGUUUUGUUUUCUAACUUAAUUAUUGGUAUAGUCUGUUACCAGGAAAGAAACCUUAAUCUUUUUAUUAUUUCCUCAAGCCCCAUAUUCAGUUUUUUUACCAAAUACUCCCAAUUCAGCUCCAGGAAAUGUCUCUCAAAUUGAUCACUAUUCCCAUUAGUAAGUGUUGUUCCCUAAACAAGUUCUCAUGAUCUUUUAACAAGGCCAUUACAGGUCUUUCAAAGUACCUCCUUGUCUCCAGGCUUUCCUGUUACAUUCAAUAUGACCCUCCAAAGACAAUUUAAAAUGAAUAAUUUCAUUUGAAUAAAUUCACUAAACGUUCAA